GGAUGUUUCCAUCAUGGCGGCGUCCAUUUCAGGUUAUACUUUUAGUUCUGUGUGUUACCACAGCGCCAACAGCAACUCGGAUCAUGAGGGCUUCCUAUUAGGAGAUGUAAGGCAAGAAGAGACGGUCAGCAUCAGUGACACACAGAUCAGCACUGCAGAAUUGCUCCAGGUAGUAGAAAUUCAUAACCAUGAUCCUUGUGCACAGUUAUUUAGCUUUUAUGACUAUGCAGGCAAACUCAAUGAAGAAAAUCUCAACAGCAUCCUUAAAGAUAGGCGGAAAAACGUUAUUGGUUGGUACCGGUUCCGGAGGAACACGCAGCAGCAGAUGUCGUUCAGGGAACAGAUCAUCCACAAACAGCUGACUCAGCUUCUUGGAGUGCCCGACCUCGUCUUCCUUCUUUUCAGCUUCAUCUCCACCGCCAACAGCUCCACGCACGCACUGGAGUAUGUGCUCUUCAGACCUAACCACAGUAGGUACAACCAGAGGAUCACCCUCUCAAUCCCAAACCUUGGCAACACGAGCCAGCAGGAAUACAAAGUCUCCUCAGUGCCCAACACCUCAAUCAACUACACCCAGGUCAUCAAAGAGCAUGGGGCGGAAUUCUUUGACAAAGAUGGUGUCAUGAAGGAUAUCCGAACAAUAUACCAAGUCUACAGUGCACUACAAGAUAAAGUGCAGGCUGUGUGUGGGGAGGUAGAACAAAGUGAGCGCGUGAAAGAGAAAAUUCAAGAGGAUGUGAACAAACUCAAACAACAAAUUGCUCUCAGGAAACUCAAGACGGCAGAAGAGGAGAGAAAGCUCCUUGAGGCCCAAAAUGCAGACUCCCAUCCCACUCCGGAUGAGAACACACAACCUUCUGAGGCUUCCCCUCUUUCCAGAAUAACUUUCCACACACCCUCUGCUCCGGAGCGGCCCAGUACCUCACCUAACCCACCAUCUUACGCUGACCUCUUGUCCCAGGGGGUCUCUCUGCUCUCCUCUUCUUCCCCCCCGCCUACCAGUGCUGCUCUACUGCCCCGGCCCCAAGCUGUGGGCUCUCCAGGACACCCUACACCCGGCCCACUGGGGAUGGGCCUGGGCCUCGCCGCCAGCUCUAAUCCCGUAACCACUACCAACACCCCAUACCUUGGCAAUGGUGACGGAUCAAGCUCUGACUCAUUAGACAGACAAGCAGCAGGGCAGGAAGAUGACGAAGACGAUGAGGAUGAAGACGAAGAUGAGGACAGUAGCGAAUAUGAGAACUUGGUGAGUGAAGCCGGUCAUCUGCCAAUGGUCUCCGCCAGCGUUUUAGCACAAGGCCGGCCAGCAGCCCUCGGUCCGGAUGGGGACGCCCGCGGCUCACAGACCACAUAGAAACAUGCCACACGGUGUGUAUGGGACACUGAUAAGUGACGCACCUUGAGAGGUGGGCAUCUUAAGCAAUCAAAGAUAGACAAAUAUAGACAAAAGUGCCAGUUCUGAAAGUGAAAGGCCUGCACAGGUGGUGUCCCGCUGUGAGUGUUUAUUGUCUUAGUCUGAUCUCCAUUUUAAGGGGAAACUUUGCUAGGCUUCGCAGGCUUAACAGGUAUGUCUCACUGGAGCGAAAAGUCGUCUGUUUUCCUUUUUUCCUUUUUGGAAUGGGGUCAGUUUGGGUACUUAAGUGUGGAUGUUUUGGCUCCCUAAAUGACAGGCCCUGCUCCGCGCUUUCUUCUGUAUCUUUUUGUUUCACAUUUGCGUCACCAACUCUGAGCACCCACUCUUGCAUUACCUCUUGCACUAUUUUUUUUUGCCUUCUUUUAUCAGCUAAGAAAGCAAAGGGAGAAUGUUCUGCAGCAUUCAAACUUUUUAAAGAGAUAUAUAUAUAUGUGUAACUAGAAUUUCUUCAACAUGCAUAUUUCUGUCAUUUGAUUUGGGAUUUAUGCUCCACAGUCUUCAAUUAAUUAUACAAUUGCCUAUUUAAAUGAUGAAGAAUAGAGCAAAAUUUCAAGCUGAAUUUACUCUGCCACUUCUUUAAUGGGUACUUUAUAUAUACAUAUAUAUAUAUUUUGUCAGAUUAUUAGUUAAUCUAAUUUGAUUGACAAGAAUGUCAAUGUCUUGUUCCUAUCCCUUAACACUGAAAUUGUAUGCGCUUUGCUGCACUUAACAAAAUUUAAGAUUUCUUUAUUAUUGUGCUAUACCAAUGCUGUCGUGUUGUGCCACUUGAGUAGUCCACCUCGACCCUGAGCCAAAUUCAGCUCGGCUUUUGUGUGUUGUACAGAGCUCAAAGGGCAAACACAAUGUACUGUAGCUUUACUAACCCGAUGCUUAUUGUUCCCUUCUGCUGCUGCAACACAGAGCUACCACUUAAAAAAAACAAAAAACUGCAUCCGUCUGUUCUUCAUCAUAUAAAAACCUGGCUGCUACUUCCACUUCACAGUGCUGGUUGUCUCCAAUACUACUGCCCGUGAUCAUAUAACCACUUCAAGCUCACUUCUCACUGACUUGUGGUCUAUUAAAGUCAUAAUGGAAGGCUGAUACGCCCUGUAGAGUGUAAAUUGUAACUUCGGAAGCAGAGCGCGAAACGAUCACCACGAUCACCUUCCUGUCUUGGCAUAGUCGACAGCAGACCUCAUGUAUUCUGACCUUGUUGGGUCAGUGUCACAUGUAUGGACCUGGAUAAUGUGAUGAAAACAUCAUGACAAUGCUUCAAUAUACAGUGCCUUCCACUCAGGUCAGUUUCUAUCUCCACACAGAACACAUUCACAGAUCUCUUUUGAGGGGUUAAAUUACAGUAUAACAAACUGUGUUGUAUUUGCAAUAACUUACAGCUGCUUCUUUUUUUUUUUUUUUUUUUUUUUUAAAGUCUUGCAGCUAUAUCCCUCUCUUUCCAUGAUGUGGUGUUUUGUCUACCUGAAACAAUCCUCACUUCUUCCUAUAGCUAUUUUCCCUUUUUUAACUUUCACUGAUGACUUCUUAGUGGACCUGUAUCUCAUAGAUGCAGCUGUGACUCUGCUUGCUUUAUCAUUUGAAACUGGAAUUUUAACUGUAAAGUCAUGGGGAUCUGCCUAGUAACUGAUACUUCCUGUAAGGCCAAGAUGGUAUGAUGAUCACGACGAACAUGAAUGACCUUUUUAAACAGCUGUCCAAUUCGAAGAGAACUAAGUAACAAGGUGAGGAUUGAUUUGGUGCUGGAUGUAGGACACCCUCCUUGCAUGAACCAAUCAAUUCUAGACAGUAAUAUUUAGCAUGAACAGACAUUUGCACAGCACAUGGAGGACGUCUCGAUCAGCAGGUUGCACUCUCAGAUGAAGACAUUUUGUGUUGGGAGAAGCUUUGCCUUGUGAAUAAUCUCCACUUUAUUUAUGCAGCCUGUUUGUAUGACAUGUUUGUUUUGCCUCAUUUCAUUUGCCCUGAUGUGUAAUGCAAAUGCAUCACUUAUUGGGAACUGGCACCUAAACUGUUACUUAAUAAUCACCGAGAGUAACAUAUUCACACAAUGAAAUGACAAAGUCAAUAUGUCAAUAUGUUAGGACUAUGGUUUCCUUUGAGUACUGGAAUAUAAGGAAAUAUAUAAUGAAUGUAUAGUAGAGGGAGGGGGUAGCAUUUAAACAGCACUUACUGUAUAAGCUUGUCUAUAUUGAGUGUUGUGGUGGUAUAGAGCAGCUGUAUGUUGGUCCUCACUCUUAAUCCCUGACUUCAGUCCCUAGAAGAUGCUUUUAAUCUUCAUUUCUGGCAUCCUUGACUUGAUGACCAGAAUGAAAAUCAGCAGGGUGCUGAGGGCAGCUAGUAAAAAGCUUGAGAGGACCAACAUUUUUGGUAUCCUAUACCUUUAAGUUCCAACAUAGUAGAAAUAUACACUCAUGUACUCUUACUGUAUGGGGUGACACUUGCCCGAGUGGGACAUUGCAACAUCAACACCUCCCUGAAAGCACAAAGUCCAGUGCACAGCUUCGAACUUCUCAGCUUUUAUCUGGAUGUGUGUAGUUGACAAAGGUAGAUAUAGGACUUGCUUGGACGAGCAUAGAGAAAAUGGUUCUUAAAUUGGGGAAUAAUAAACGAGACAUGCAUAUGUGAUAUGAUAUGCCUUUUGUUUUUCUUAUUGUGGCAAAUGUAGCACUUUUAAUGUGC
Anoplopoma fimbria (sablefish) is the source of this 4087-nucleotide messenger RNA. It is a transcript of the gene abraxas2, whose product is annotated as abraxas 2, BRISC complex subunit. Gene Ontology annotation, molecular function: polyubiquitin modification-dependent protein binding; microtubule binding. Bases 14 to 1354 code for a protein of 446 amino acids. Gene Ontology annotation, cellular component: nucleus. Gene Ontology annotation, biological process: attachment of spindle microtubules to kinetochore; protein K63-linked deubiquitination; mitotic spindle assembly. NCBI's taxonomy places the organism in Eukaryota, Metazoa, Chordata, Actinopteri, Perciformes, Anoplopomatidae. The transcript has 9 exons. The record is from RefSeq and is a predicted model, not a curated record.